AUGGCUCGGUUAAAUGGAACGACUAUGGGAAUAUGGGAGCCUUUUGAGAGUCUAUGGUGGUGGUGCAUGAUGGUUCUUGGUCUUGGGGCACAGUUGUACCUUAUGGCUGGAACAAAGAAUACAGGGCCUGUGUCUCCACCCCCCUCUGGCUCUACUUCUCGAAAAAGGAUUGAAGAAGUAACUGUUGAAAUGGAUGGCGAGGAGGAGUCAGAGUCAGAGUCAGAGUCCGGGACUGAGAAUGAAGAUGCUUUUGAUGAGGAGGAGGACUGA
Ilex paraguariensis (yerba mate) is the source of this 270-nucleotide messenger RNA. NCBI's taxonomy places the organism in Eukaryota, Viridiplantae, Streptophyta, Magnoliopsida, Aquifoliales, Aquifoliaceae. The record is from the annotation of a GenBank genome assembly.